AUGAUAGGCAACGAUGAUGAGAAAGAGAUCGAGGAUGAGGGAGAAGCCGAAAGCGAUUGGGACAGCCUGCGCUGCAAGAGUGGAGAAAGCGCGAGUAUUUUCCAAGAGUUGUGCAAGCCGGACUUGAGCUUGAAGGUGACGUUCCCCAGAGAAAGGAAGGAACCUGCCAAAGUUCUCCAUGGGAAAAUCAAAAGUCCCCCACCAGGACCAGUGGAACGAGAUGAUGUCCGAACCAUUGGAAGCCCUCACACGAGUCCCUCCAGAAAGGAAAAUGUCAAGCGUAUCCGCGUCGACGUCGCCCUUCCGACGACACAAAACUAUAGCUCCAGCUGCCUUUGUGGGGUGAUCCAACUUCGAGGCCGUAGUAUGGAGACCACAUCCUCCGAGGCAGGCGUGCCGCACAAUUGGCUAUUGAUCCACAUGAAUGCACGGCCUGUUUACAUGAUAAUCACCAUCCCGUGCGGGAAAAUAUCAUUGGACCAUUCACGAAAGGCCAUGCCAAGUAACCAGCUGAAAAGCGAAUCCCAGUGCUCAGGCCCGAUGGAAACCACGCCGGACCAGCUUAACUGGGCUGACACAGGUCCAAAAGUUCUUGGAUGGGCCAACAGGCAAGGCGGAAGGAAAGUCCUAGCCCUUCGACAUUGCGAUGGCACGUCACCAGCUGUCGAGAUGGAUUGGUGGGAGCAAUAUGGACGAUAA
Molecule: messenger RNA, 699 nt
Organism: Laccaria bicolor S238N-H82
Lineage: Eukaryota; Fungi; Basidiomycota; Agaricomycetes; Agaricales; Hydnangiaceae
Exons: 5
Coding region: 1-699 (232 amino acids)
Source: RefSeq, a predicted model, not a curated record